This is a messenger RNA of Nyctereutes procyonoides (raccoon dog), 6548 nucleotides long. RefSeq names its product zinc finger protein 197 (gene ZNF197). The record is from RefSeq and is a predicted model, not a curated record. Gene Ontology annotation, biological process: regulation of transcription by RNA polymerase II. Bases 2779 to 5889 code for a protein of 1036 amino acids. Gene Ontology annotation, cellular component: nucleus. The transcript is spliced from 6 exons. Lineage: Eukaryota; Metazoa; Chordata; Mammalia; Carnivora; Canidae. Gene Ontology annotation, molecular function: DNA-binding transcription factor activity, RNA polymerase II-specific; RNA polymerase II transcription regulatory region sequence-specific DNA binding.
CUAGUUCGUUUCCCAGAGUUAGGAGUCUUCAUGUUCUGUCUCCCUUUCUGAUAUUUCCUACCUAGUUCUUCUCCCUUCCCUUCUAUUCCCUUUCACUAUUAUUUAUAUUCCCCAAAUGAAUGAGAACAUAUAAUGUUUGUCCUUCUCCGAUUGACUUACUUCACUCAGCAUAAUACCCUCCAGUUCCAUCCACGUUGAAGCAAAUGGUGGGUAUUUGUCAUUUCUAAUGGCUGAGUAAUAUUCCAUUGUAUACAUAAACCACAGCUUCUUUAUCCAUUCAUCUUUCGAUGGACACCGAGGCUCCUUCCACAGUUUGGCUACUGUGGACAUUGCUGCUAGAAACAUCGGGGUGCAGGUGUCCCGGCGAUUCAUUGCAUCUGUAUCUUUGGGGUAAAUCCCCAACAAUGCAAUUGCUGGGUCAUAGGGCAGGUCUAUUUUUAACUCUUUUCCAAGAUCUAUAAAGAACUUAUUAAACUCAACACCAAAGAAACAAACAAUCCAAUCAUGAAAUGGGCAAAAGACAUGAACAGAAAUCUCAGAGAGGAAGACAUAGACAUGGCCAACACACACGUGAGAAAAUGCUCUGCAUCACUUGCCAUCAGGGAAAUACAAAUCAAAGCCACAAUGAGAUACCACCUCACACCAGUGAGAAUGGGGAAAAUUAACAAGGCAGGAAACCACAAAUGUUGGAGAGGAUGCAGAGAAAGGGAACCCUCUUAUACUGUUGGUGGGAAUGUGAAAUGGUGUAACCACUCUGGAAAACUGGAGGUUCCUCAAAGAGUUAAAAAUAGUACAGUAUUUUUUAAGUGCAACCAGAACAUGUUCAUUUUCACUCGACAGUGUUAUGAAAGGCAUGGAGAAUAUGGACCCUAAACUCAUGGGAUUCCACCCUAAUACUGGUACUUGGUAGUAGUGGAACCAUGAGCAAAUCACUUCCUUUUAGAGCCUGUUUACUGUUUGUUAAAUAAUAAACACUAGUCAUUGGUCUUUGCAGUUUUAAAAUAAGCUGGCUGUAUAGUUGUCAGCUGUUAGGUUAAAAGAACAGCAAAAAUUUACUACAGUCUCCUCUCCACAGUUGUAGAAGGAUGUACAGAUAAUAGAAGCUUUAUUUUUUAGGUGUAUGUCUACAAAACCAGAAAAAAUGUCCCCUUAUGAAGUUGAAAGAAUUGCAAGUUUAAAACUGUAAAGAUGCAAUGAGCAUAAUCUAAAACUAGGAAGACUCUGCCUUCUCAUGUUAUGUAUAGUUUAGUAGCUAAAGGUGCAGACUUUGGAAUCAGUGAUAGGUGUUCUGAUCCCAGAUCUACCUCUCACCAACUUGUCAAGGUUGGUCAGGAAGUGAGGAAAUGCUGAGUCUUUCUCCCUUUUAUCAUCGAUAAAAACCUUUCUUAAGAGAAGGGAGGGAUGCUGUGCAGUCAGUACUACAGGUGCUCACUAGCUUCCUCUGCAUGUCUUUAAGUCCAGCCCUUUGAGAAGGCCUUAAACCAGUAUUUUAAACUUCUAAGUCCUUGGCUCAAAAUCCACCUGGGAACACUUAGAAAGAAUCUGCCCAUUUGUAAAUGCAGUUGCCCCUCUUUCUUUGUCUAUGGUGAAUUCCUAAGCCUAAUGUCAUUUGUUUUAUGCAUAUAAGGAUUAUUGUUAUCCCAUUCAAUUCUUAUAACAUUUGUACAAGAAAAUUGUGUCUUGGGGUUAGGUGACUGGCUACUUAGUGAUUGGAGUCAGGAUUUGAACUCAGAUCUGAGGUUUAAGUCUGUGCUUUCUUCAUUAUACCACAGUGCCUCUGCCCAUCAUGAUGGUUCUAUAUGUGAGCAGGAGACCAGUUGUGAUUCUCCUGAGUAGACACCUCUGUGAAAGGACAUUGUAUCUAAAUAAUUAUUUGAUCAUGAUUUCAUAAGGAAGAUGCUAUCUGUCUUCCCUAAGUUUGAUUUAUGGCUUGUCCCUGCACCUUGUAAUUUAGUUUGAAGGAUUAUAUAUUUCUUCCUUGCUGUUACUGGAGACAAAGAAGCAGAAGGUUGUAAAGGGUAUAGUGUGAAAAGAGAUUGUUUGGUUUUGUCCUAUUUUUAUAGGAUUGGUACAUGGAAUUUUGUGAUGUAACAGUCCAUCUUUGUUUGUAUGGUUAUUCAAAAGAAGGUUGCUGGAUUCAGGGAUAGGACUGUUUUAUCACUGUUGAAUAGGCACUUCCCUAAGAGUCUAUGUGGACACAAGGGUAGAAUAACCCACAUAUGGCAGUGGGUUACACUACUAUAAUACUAAGGGUCCUUCCAUCAUUUUCUUCUUGUCACAUGUCCUUCUAAAAUUAAGGGAAGCAUUUGUAAUUAGCAUCCCAUGCCUUUUGUCAUGCCAGCCAUCCUCACCUGCUGAUUACCUAUGUAGAAACUCCAUGACUAAUGUCUACUGGUGGCUGAAACUAAGAAAACAGUCAGUUGGCUUCUUUAUACCUGUCAGAGGUUGUAUUUUGAGCAUUUAUUAUUACUGAGCAGAGUUGUUGAUGCUUCCUGUAUUUACUGAGCAGGUAUUCUCUAACCAAAACAAUUUCCUAUCACUGUGUCAUAGUGCCUGAGAUUCUUCCUUCAAAUAGGCUCUCUUUUUCAUCUUAAAAGACUUUUGUGAUCUUCAAAAGUAAAUACCUUCUGGAAGGAUGCUGUGCCAUGUCAAACCCAGAAAUCUGAAUACAGAUCUUCACAUAUCUUACCCCAGGCAAGUCUUCUAGAUAAUGUUCUCCAAGCUUUAAGGAAGAAGUCAAGCAAGGAUUGAGAGGGCCUGGAGAGAAGUCUUUCUUAAAUGACAGCAAUGACAAGAGAAAAUUGGGCCCACAGUGCUCUGAGACAAGAGGGUCUUGUUAAAGGGAAGGAUGAUACCUGGAAAUGGGGAACCAGCUUCCAAGGAAGCAGCUCCUCUGUUUGGGAGACCUCCCACCUGCACUUUAGACAGUUACGUUAUCAUGAGACAUCUGGACCCCAGGAAGCACUGAGCCGGCUCCGGGAGCUCUGUCGUCGUUGGCUGAGGCCAGAAGCACGUACCAAGGCCCAGAUCCUGGAGCUGCUGGUCCUGGAGCAGUUCCUGAGCAUCCUUCCUGGGGAGAUUCGGACCUGGGUGCAGAUCCAUCGCCCUGGGAGCUGUGAGGAGGCCGUGGCCUUGGUAGAGGAGCUACAGAAAGACCUUGAUGGACCAGCAUUAAAAGUUCCAGUUCUUGUUCAGGACCGGGACAUUCUUCAGGAGGGGAUGAGCACUUCAGGAACUGCAGUUCUUCAUGUAUCCACUGGCAGCCACAUAACAACUGAAAUUUGCCAAAAUCCUUUUACUGACUCACUCGUGUUCAGUCUCCAGGAUGCUCAACAUGAUUCUUCUGCCCCUGAAGCUUCUGCCCUUUCCCAGGAGGAGAACCCAAGAAAUCAGUUAAUGGCCCUCAUGCUCCUAACAGCCCAGCCCCAGGAGUUGGUGAUGUUUGAGGAGGUGUCCGUAUGCUUCACUUCAGAGGAAUGGGAGUGUCUGGGCCCGAUUCAGAGGGCCUUGUACUGGGAUGUGAUGUUGGAGAAUUAUGGAAAUGUGACCUCCCUAGAAUGGGAGACCAUGACUGAGAAUGAGGAGGUGACACCAAAGCCAGCCAUUUCUCAAAGAGCUGAUUCUCAGAAAGGAACAUUCAAAAGACUUCAAGGAAGUGUCCCCCAGACCCUUGAUUUUGAGGAAGCGUGUGAAUGGCAAGUUUUGGCAAGUUAUUGGGGAACUAAAACAGGGGAAAGAGAUACUCUGAAGAAUGUUCCUCUCUGUGAACGAGAUAAGAAGAAAAGGACUCUACCAGAAAAACGAGGACAGAAGUGGAAGGAAUUUGGAGAAAGCUUGACUUUAGGUUCAGCUCUUUCUGAAAGUUUAAUAGCUACUGAAGGAAAGAAGUUUUAUAAAUGUGAUAUAUGUUAUAAACAUUUCAAUAAAAUCUCCCAUCUUAUAAACCAUCGGCGAAUCCACACUGGUGAGAAACCUCAUAAAUGUAAGGAAUGUGGAAAAGGCUUCAUUCAGCGCUCAAGCCUUUUAAUGCAUUUACGAAACCAUUCUGGGGAGAAACCUUAUAAAUGUAAUGAAUGUGGGAAAGCCUUCUCUCAAAGUGCUUACCUUCUGAACCAUCAGAGAAUUCACACUGGGGAGAAGCCUUAUAAAUGCAAGGAGUGUGGAAAGGGCUUCUAUAGGCACUCGGGCCUUAUUAUACAUCUAAGGCGCCAUUCUGGGGAGAGACCUUAUAAAUGUAAUGAGUGUGGGAAAGUUUUCUCUCAGAAUGCUUACCUCAUUGACCAUCAGAGGCUCCACAAAGGGGAAGAACCUUAUAAAUGUAACAAGUGUCAGAAAGCUUUCAUUCUGAAGAAGAGCCUCAUUCUGCACCAGAGAAUCCACUCUGGGGAAAAACCCUAUAAAUGUGAUGAGUGUGGAAAAACCUUUGCUCAGACCACUUACCUUGUUGACCAUCAGCGGCUCCACAGUGCAGAGAACCCAUACAAAUGUAAAGAAUGUGGAAAAGUUUUCAUUCGAAGCAAAAGCCUCCUCUUACACCAGAGAGUACACACAGAAAAGAAGACUUUUGGUUGUAAAAAAUGUGGGAAGAUUUUCAAUUCAAAGUCAAAUCUCAUUGACCAUAAGAGGAUGCAUAGCAGAGAGAAGCCGUAUAAAUGUACUGAAUGUGGGAAAGCCUUCACUCAGAGUGCUUACCUUUUUGACCACCAGAGACUCCACAAUGGAGAGAAACCUUACGAAUGUAAUGAAUGUGGGAAAGUUUUCAUUCUAAAAAAAAGCCUCAUUUUACAUCAGAGGUUCCAUACUGGAGAGAAUCUCUAUGAAUGUAAAGACUGUGGUAAGGUCUUUGGUUCUAACAGAAACCUCAUUGACCACGAGAGACUACACAACGGGGAAAAGCCAUAUGAAUGUCGAGAGUGCGGGAAAACUUUCAUCAUGAGCAAAAGUUUCAUGGUUCAUCAGAAACUACAUACACAGGAGAAAUCCUACAAAUGUGAAGAUUGUGGGAAGGCUUUUAGUUAUAAUUCAAGCCUGCUUGUACAUCGGAGAAUCCACACUGGAGAAAAGCCCUUUGAAUGCAGUGAGUGUGGAAGAGCUUUCAGUUCUAACAGAAACCUCAUUGAACAUAAGAGAAUCCACAGUGGUGAGAAACCCUAUGAGUGUAAUGAAUGUGGUAAAUGCUUCAUUUUGAAGAAGAGCCUCAUUGGACAUCAGAGGAUUCACACAAGGGAAAAAUCUUACAAAUGCAGUGACUGUGGGAAAGUCUUCAGUUACCGCUCAAACCUUAUAGCUCAUCAAAGAAUCCACACUGGUGAAAAGCCCUAUGCAUGUAAUGAGUGUGGGAAAGGCUUUACUUACAACAGAAACCUUAUUGAACAUCAAAGAAUUCACAGUGGGGAAAAAACCUAUGAAUGUCAUAUAUGUAGAAAAGUUCUUACCUCUAGUAGAAAUCUUAUGGUACAUCAAAGAAUCCACACUGGAGAAAAGCCUUAUAAAUGUAAUGAGUGUGGUAAAGACUUCAGUCAGAAUAAAAACCUGGUUGUGCAUCAGAGGAUGCACACUGGGGAAAAACCAUAUGAGUGUGAGAAGUGUAGAAAAUCUUUUACUUCUAAGAGGAAUUUAGUUGGCCACCAGAGGAUCCAUACAGGGGAAAAACCAUAUGGGUGUAAUGAUUGUAGUAAAGUUUUUAGGCAGAGAAAAAACCUUACUGUACAUCAGAAAAUUCAUACAGAUGGAAAACUCUGUGAAUGUGAAGAGUCUGAAAAAGAAUUCUCUCAGAUUUCAAACCUUCAUCUUCAACAGGAAGUCCAUAGUGUGGAGGAAUUCUCUUGGCUCCAAAAUGCCACUGAGUCCAAGACAGAUUCAGAAAAUCUAAUGUCAUUUGUAAAAUGAGAUAGAAUCUCUGCCUAUCUAAGUAACUGUUAGACAAACGGUGUAUUUGGUCCUUGCAAGGAAAAAAUUCACGAUUGACCCUUUUGUAGACAAAUGACUUGCAUGUGAAAGUUAAUCUAGACUUUCAAGACUACAAAAACAUAAAGCAAAUUCUAGGUAAAGAAUACUAUAUUCCAGACCAUUUAUUAUGACUCUGGAAAGGGACCUUAGAGCAAUUGAAGACUGAAGAAACUUAUGAGAUGUAAUGAUGUAGAUGUAAAUGAUAGCAAAAUAUCUUUGUAUUAAAAAUGGACAUUGUUUCUGAAAAUGUGUAUAUUAUACCUUUUAAAAAUAGUGUCACUACUAUAAAAAGUCUCUAUUGACCAUAUGAUUGAGACAUGUCAGACAGGAGUUGAGGGGGCAAGAGUCUGCUGUUGUGGACAACUUAAGACUACUAAAUUGGGAGUUAGAAGACCUAGGUUUAGGGCCUAGCUCUUUCUCUUACUAGCCAUGUGUUGUUAAGUCAGCUCAAGGCCUCCGUUUCUCUGUCAGUCAAAUGUAGACAUAAUGCCUACCUCAAAGGGUUUGAGGAUUAAGUGAAAGGACAUUUGUGAACAUAUUUUGUGAAAUUAGUUGUCAAUAAAGUUGGGUGAAAGAUAUGGUCAGAAUCUAGAACAUGA